UAAGCAGUAUGGGAGGAGGAUACCAGACUAGUGAUAGUAAACGUACUACAUGUAAAGAAAGCAGUAGUAUUGCAAUGUCUAUGCGUAAUGUGAAGUGUGUUUGUAUAGGAGACGGAGCUGUCGGCAAAACAUGUCUUCUAAUGUCCUACUCGCAAGAUCGGUUCCCGACGGAGUACGUUCCUACUAUAUUUGAUAACUUUGCAGUGAAUCAGGAGGUGGACGGGAUUGGUCCAGUGUGCCUCAACCUCUGGGAUACUGCAGGUCAAGAGGAUUACGAUGAACUGAGGAGGUUGUCGUACCCUGAAAGUGAAGUUAUUCUCAUGUGUUUCUCUAUUAACUCUCCUACUAGUCUUGCUAACGUCAAACAUAAGUGGAGUGUCGAGGCGAAGGAUUACUGUCCGGAAGCUCCAGUGAUACUGAUUGGUCUACAAGCAGAUAGGAGGAAGGAUGACAACGCUAUGGAACUUCUCAAACAGUCAGACGGUUAUCAGACUCAGCGGGAGAUAGGAGCCUACAAGUACAUGGAAGUGUCUGCCCUUACAAUGGAGGGAGUAAAGGAACUGUUUCUAGAGGCUAUCAAAGUAGCAGUACACGGUCAGGGUACUGACAAGAAGAAGAGUUGUUGUACUCUCUUGUAGGUUACCAUGGUUACUAUCUUGUAGGUUACCAUGGUUACUGUCUUGUAGGUUACCAUGGUUACUGUCUUGUAGGUUACAGUUAGCUAUAGAGAGAAAUACGUAGUUUCAUUUUUAUAAUAAUAUAACACUGCUUUAUUUAGAUUAGAACGAUUUUUUUCCAUAAGUUUUCAAUGAUUUGAUAAAUUUAAAUUUAAUUGAACUUAAUAGAUUAUCCGUGUUUAUGUUUAUGUUUUGAAUUUGAAUUUAUGGAAAUUACAGUUAACAUUUUAUCCAUUUUUGCAUGCUUUUACUUUGAUUCAGAAUUCAGAUGUGAAAUUAGAUGCUUUUUAUUUUUCACGAAAUUGAAUUUUAGAUGUAGUUUUAACUAACAAUGGUCCAUCUUACUUUAAUGUAUACAUCUUACUUUAAUGUAUAGAUUUGUACAGAAAUUGAUAUUUUUAUUUCACGAUCACAUGUUUUCACAAGACGGAUUAAAAUUUUUCUCAGCGAUUGAUUAAAUCACAAUUUUAAAUUGUAAAUAUUAUGAUACACAUUUUGUUUCUCAAAUUUUACUUUAUCAGUACUAAAUAAC
Bolinopsis microptera is the source of this 1209-nucleotide messenger RNA. RefSeq names its product ras-related protein ced-10-like. The record is from RefSeq and is a predicted model, not a curated record. NCBI's taxonomy places the organism in Eukaryota, Metazoa, Ctenophora, Tentaculata, Lobata, Bolinopsidae. Gene Ontology annotation, biological process: regulation of actin cytoskeleton organization; cortical cytoskeleton organization; establishment or maintenance of cell polarity. The coding region runs from base 9 to 638 and encodes 209 amino acids. The transcript is spliced from 6 exons. Gene Ontology annotation, molecular function: GTP binding; GTPase activity; protein kinase binding. Gene Ontology annotation, cellular component: cytoskeleton; cytoplasmic vesicle; cell projection.